AUGGUUCUGCUACGAAGCGCCCAGACCGAGAAGUAUGUGAUUCUCUUCGUCGUGGUCACCCUCUGCAUAAGCUUCCUCUAUGAGUUCGAGACCCUCACGGGAGUAACGUUGAACGAGGCCGGACACUCCGUCCUUCAGAUACUGCCUUCUCUCCGUAAAGGCAGUGGACCGGGCGGAGGACCACCUCCUAAAGAGGUUAAGCAUGAAGACCUUUUCAAUAUCCCGCCUGUGGACGAUGAGUCCAUCAAGGCCGUCUGCAGAGCAACGCAGUGGAACGAGAGCUUAGUUUUCACCUGCAACCAGUCGUUCGGGGGCAUUGGGAAUAUCCGCAACUCGGUCUUGUUAUGUGUUCGGUUCGCCAUGCAGGCCGGGGCUGCCUUGGUACUCCCUCAGAUCCUCCUACGGGAUGACGAUAUCACGAACUAUCAGACACAGAAUGCGACCGAAUUCAGCUACAUGUUCGACACGCAACACUUUUACAAAUCCAUGCAGCAGUCCUGCCCGGAGAUGGCGAUUUAUUCAACCUUUGAUGAGGUCAUCAAGGGUGGCAAUCACACAGGCGACAUAAAUCGACUGCGCUUCCAAGCAGAGUCUCUCACAGGCGAUGGGCUGAUCAAGACAGAGAUGUGGCGCGACAGGUUUUACGCCUGGCUAGACGAAAAGCAGGCCGGGCCCGUGAGCGGAAAACCGGGCCCAACAGUCCUCGAUCUCGAGCGCUGUUACAUGUCUUACCCCAUCUACUCUGACGGGGAAGCAUUCGCAUUGUCAUUCGGCUUGACCUUGCAGCUGCGGGAGGACAUCAGGUUGUUGGCUAGUAAAGUCCUGAGGGGCCUAGCGAAGAGGCUAUCGUUCGCCGACACCGACCUCAAGAACGAGGUCUUGCCUGAUGCGUAUUUCGGGGCACAUCUCCGCGUUGAGCAUGACGCGCAGGUCACCUGGAACGCCCAGUACGGAUGGACCCAUGCUACCUACGAGAAGCAGGCCGAGGACUACCUGAAGCAGGCUUUACAGCCCAGCAGGUCCAGCCCAAAAGGAAUCUACGUGGCCUCGGGGGACGUCGAAGGAACACGGCGGUUUGUCGAAGAUGCUGCCCGCAACAACCUCACAGCUCUGGGCAAGUUUGACGUACUGCGAGGCACUGAGGACUUGAAAACCCUGGAGGCCUUCAGGUGGGACCAACAGGCGCUUGUCGACUAUCUGAUCCUCUUGAGGGCGUCAGACUUCGCUGGUGUUGCGCACUCGAGUUUCUCCUGGAGCAUUGCCCUCAAACGCCACACUUGGGCAAAGCAGGAGGGCAAAUAUCUGGAUGCCCCGGAGAAGUUACACGACGAUUUAAGUGUGGUUUAUGGGGUUGUGGGGUCGGAGAAUUUCCCCGAGGCUUUGUGGCCUUAG
Diaporthe citri is the source of this 1392-nucleotide messenger RNA. RefSeq lists its product as uncharacterized. NCBI's taxonomy places the organism in Eukaryota, Fungi, Ascomycota, Sordariomycetes, Diaporthales, Diaporthaceae. Bases 1 to 1392 code for a protein of 463 amino acids. The record is from RefSeq and is a predicted model, not a curated record. The transcript has a single exon.